UGUUUCGUUCGUCUGCAUAUUCUCAACAAAUUCCUUUUUCUUUUAGCGAGAAAAGUAGUAAUUCUAAUAAUAAAUACUUUACUCUAAAACAAAUAUUACAUCAUGGUGGAACUUCAACUUUAACUAAGAACCUUUUUAGAAAGCUUGAAAUCAACCCACAAAAUCAACAAUCUAUAUUUACCCAAUUUUCUUUUAGUGCUAGUUUAGGUGAUAGUUAUCAUGUAGUUAAUUAUAUAGAUAACCCAAAUAUUUUAGGCUAUUCGAUCGGUGUACAAACCGUUCAAAAUAAAAUUCCAAAUUAUAAAGAUAGAGAAUCAAUAUUAAGUUUAGCUAAAAUGAGUUAUGAUGCAUAUAUUGAAUUAUCAAAAGAAGCUGAAUGGAUUGAUUUAGAUGAGGAUUGGGAGAAACUACCAUUUGGUUGGGAAGAUGUAGGUUUGCGAGGUUACAUAUUUGCAGAUCCUGAUAAUUCUACAAUUAUAAUAGCAUUUAAAGGAACUAGUUUAUAUCUUGUUAAUGGUGGUGGUCCAACCGCUCACAAGGAUAAGCUUAAUGAUAACCUUAUGUUCUCCUGUUGUUGUGCAAAAGUUGAUUUCACUUGGAGAGGCAUAUGUGGGUGUCAUAUGGGAGGGAUGAAAUGUAAUGAUGCCUGUAUUCGAAAUGAAUGUGAUAUUAAGGAUAGUUAUUAUAAUGUUGCAUUGGAAAUUUAUAACCAAGCAAAAAUCGAUUAUCCAAAUUCAAAAAUUUGGCUUACAGGACAUUCAUUAGGUGGUUCAAUAGCUUCAUUGAUUGCACUAACUUACAACCUACCGGCAGUAUUAUUCCAAACUCCCGGUGAACUCCUUUACGCAAAACGAAUUGGGCUUCUUAAUAUCCCUGACUCCGAUUUAAACAAUUAUUUGGAUAAAUUGCAGAUUUACCAUUUUGGCCAUACUGCGGAUCCGGUAUACAGUGGUACCUGUAAUGGUAAAGCCUCAACAUGCUAUCUUAGCGGAUUCGCUAUGGAAACAAGAUGUCAUGUAGGUAAAACAUGUACAUACGAUACUCGUGCUAAACUCGGCUGGAAACGCACGAUUGUAAAUCAUGCUAUGUUACCAUUUAUGAAUCAGGUCAUUAAUGAAUGGCCCAGGAUUACGGAGGGGAAGGAGGAUAUUGCAACGUGUGAAGUUGAAUAUGAUUGUCAAGAUUGUGAGAGUUGGGAGUUUAUAUAG
Molecule: messenger RNA, 1208 nt
Organism: Scutellospora calospora
Lineage: Eukaryota; Fungi; Glomeromycota; Glomeromycetes; Diversisporales; Gigasporaceae
Source: the annotation of a GenBank genome assembly